AACGUGCGGAGAUCGGACCUGAAGGGCGCCGGGGAGGAGAUCAAGUCUGGACGGCUCUUCAUGGUGGACCUGGCCGGCUCUGAGCGGGCCAAGCAGACCCAAAAUAAAGGGAAGCGGCUGCAGGAGGGAGCCCAUAUCAACCGUUCCCUUCUUGCUCUGGGUAACUGCAUCAACGCCCUAGCUGAAGGUCGCGCCAAAUACGUCAACUUCCGCGACUCUAAACUCACACGACUCUUGAAGGACGCUCUGUCUGGCAACUGCAGGACGGUGAUGAUCGCUCACGUCUCCCCCUGUCACCUCCACCGCGAGGAGACCAGGAACACCCUCAUCUAUGCUGACAGAGCCAAGAAUAUUUCCAAACAGGUUCGCCGCAACGUGCUGGACGUGUCCUACCACGUCUCACAGUACCAGACAAUCAUCACUGAGCUUAAGGACGAAAUUGAUCGACUCAAGAGUAAACUGGAUGAGAGUGUUCCUGAACAGAGCACAACAGGUAUGAACAGCCAAGAAGUGGAACAGGAGAGGCAGAAGAAUGCUGAGAAAAUGAGGAAACUUAAAAAUGAUCUUCUAGACUAUUUCAGAGAGCAGAUGUCACUCAGAAAUAAGCUGAUGGACAUUGACAGUAACAUACUAGCGUUAUCGAUGGAGUUUGAGCGUCAGAACCUGGUUGUGACGGAGUGGGAGACGGAGAGGGCCCAGCGGUCUAAGGGGCGCUCUGAACCCAUUAAGGGACCUGACGGUGAAGAUAUAAUUGACAUGGACACCGAUAAAGAGAGAGAUGACGAGAGUGACGAGGACGAGCCGGAGGAGGUGACUCAGGCCUGGGAGGACCUGAUGUACCUGCAGAAGGAACAGCAGAGGUACACUGACAUGAGGGAGAAGGUCGAGCAAGAGAUGACAGAGGUCAGGAAACGAGCCAAUGACAUGGAAGAGCUCUUAAGGAAACGUGUAAGGUGCAGAAAGCGACUGAAACGUUGCCGAAAUCUCCUCAGAAAAUGGCACGAGGCACUACCAAAAUCCAUCACCAACGAUGAGCAGCGAGAACUUCUGGCCCUUCUGUGCAAGGUUCAUGAGCUGGAGAUCCAGAAGGUGGAGAUGCAGAGCGAGGCGCUGCUGAAGGAGCACGAGCUACGUCGGCGGGACCUGGUGAUCAUGCGCUACGACCGCCAGCGGACGCUGUGUGACGAGAUCAUCACUCGCCAGAGACAGAUGAUUGAAGCCAUGCAUGACGGGCAAGACCUCAACCCCACCAUGCCGCCAGAGCUACGGGAGCUCUAUGCACUCUACCAGAUGGAGGUUCAAUACACGAGUAACGAGAGAGACGGGAAGUACGGCAGCGACGUCAACCAUAUCUUCAGAUCGCCGUCAGUGUUGUCAAUCACGGGAUCAUCUUAUGAUAAACUUCCACCCAUUAAUAAGGAACCAGAAAAAUUAUUUGAGAAGCCGACCCGGCGCCACAGCCUGGGGGACGUCCGGCGCCCUGACACUGUCCUCAGCCUGCGCAGUCCACUCAGUUCGGCGUCGUCUUCAGCUCCCGGCACCGCCCCCGGAGCAAGACUGCUCUCCCUCCCUCCCAUCCGGGGCGCCGUCUCCUCCACCUCCUCAGACACUGAUUCACACGAUAUUCGACAUGGUCUUAAGAACAUCAACGCCAUCGCCGCCAAGCGUCGUGGAUCAAAGGGCGGUGCUCCGGGAGAGCGGCAGACGUCAACCGACACCCUGGACAACCUCACAGAACCAGACUCUCCAGGACUCCUCCACACAACUGCGCGGCGCAAAUCUGCCAACUACCCCAGUGACGACAGCCUCUCUGUGGCUAGUGUCCGGCUAGACAGUCCCCCGCGCAAGGCCAGGAAUCGUGUCAAGCCUCUUCCUCAACGAAAGGCUUUAAGCAAGAAGCAGGAAAGCCAACAGCGGCGGCAGAGGAAUGGCUCGCCGUCCUCUAGUGACGGAGACUCACCUACCAGGAAGACGACGAAGCAUCACAGGAAGGACGUUGCUGGUCCAGUUCGUCGCAGGGGUCACAGUCUCAGUAGGCUGGAGCGGAAACCAACACAGACCAAAAAUGCGGCGCCAGUCAACACACGGGGCAGACGACGGCAGAGCAUCCCUGCAGGCAAGGGUCGAGGCAAGUCUCCUGAUCCCUUUAACCACAUAGGUUUUGCCCUUCACUACUGACCCACAAACUAC
Messenger RNA from Procambarus clarkii (red swamp crayfish), 2190 nucleotides. NCBI's taxonomy places the organism in Eukaryota, Metazoa, Arthropoda, Malacostraca, Decapoda, Cambaridae. The record is from RefSeq and is a predicted model, not a curated record.